Molecule: messenger RNA, 973 nt
Organism: Monodelphis domestica (gray short-tailed opossum)
Lineage: Eukaryota; Metazoa; Chordata; Mammalia; Didelphimorphia; Didelphidae
Product: protein mono-ADP-ribosyltransferase PARP12-like
Biological process (GO): positive regulation of type I interferon production; response to virus; positive regulation of mRNA catabolic process
Cellular component (GO): nucleus
Molecular function (GO): RNA binding; NAD+ poly-ADP-ribosyltransferase activity
Source: RefSeq, a predicted model, not a curated record
UUCUACUGUUGACUUUCAGGCUGGACAUCAGUUUUAUGAAAUCAACUUUAAAGAAAUGGUUCAGAAAAAUUUGAUAUGCCAAACCAAAAGAAAAAUAUGUAGGAGGCCAAAAUUUGUAUCUGCUGAAGAAGUGGACAAAUUAAGGAAAUGCAAUCAGGCAGAGGGGAGCCGGCCAGCAGGGUGCUUUCACUUUUGCAGUCCCUCCCUCCUGGGACAAAUCAGCUGUGCCAGAUGUUGGCUAUAAGCAUGUGAUGCUCAAUGAAACCUCUAAAGAAUUCAAUGAUGUCAAGAGCCAAUUUAAAAAGACAAUGACAGGUUUCAUCAUUCAAUGUAUCCAAAGGAUUCAGAAUUUGGCCCUUUGGCAAGUCUUCCAGUGGCAGAAGGAGCAGAUGAAAAAGGUGAAUGGAGGGAAGGAUGUGGAUGAAAGAUAUCUAUUUCAUGGAACAAAAUACAUCCACUUGAAUGACAUCUGCAGUCAUAAUUUUGAUUGGAGGAUCUGUGGGACCCAUGCAACAGUUUAUGGCAAAGGAAGUUACUUUGCAAGAGAUGCAAGUUAUUCGCAUAAUUACUCUGAGUCAGAGACCAAUGUCAAAAUAAUGUUCCUGGCUCCGGUUCUGAUUGGAGUUUUCACUCAAGGAGAUUCAAAUUAUGUCCGGCUACCAAUGCCACAGGGUACCCAGAAUACCUUCUAUGAUAGCUGUGUCAAUAACAGAUUGGAUCCCACCAUAUUUGUGAUUUUUGAGAAGCAUCAGAUUUACCCAGAGUAUGUCAUAGAGUAUGCUGGGAAGAGUAAACAGUGCACCAUUAGUUAAGGCAAAAGAAUUCACUGUUUCCUCAAUUGAAUCCCUCCCCCCUUUUUGUGAAUAAUAGCAAAGUAGCUUUUCUACUGUCCUGUUUUUAAGGAAAGCAGUAAGUGAUCAUGUAGGAGAGCAAUUACUCAAAGAUGACUUGUAAAUGCCUUUUGUAGCAGAUG